AGCAACCUCAAACUCCUGGGCUUAAGCGAUCCUACGGCUUCAGCCUCCCAAAGACGAGAGUCUUGCUAUGUUGCCCAGGCUGGUCUUAAACUCUUGGCCUCAAGCAAUCCUCCUGCCUUGGCCUCCCAAAGUGCUGGGAUCACAGGUGUGAGCCACCACGACCAGCUGUAUGUGUACUUUCAUGUGGUCCAGAAACAUUUUAUCAUAUUAUCAAGGGAUCUGUGA
This is a messenger RNA of Lemur catta (Ring-tailed lemur), 225 nucleotides long. RefSeq lists its product as uncharacterized. The record is from RefSeq and is a predicted model, not a curated record. The annotation marks the transcript as partial. NCBI's taxonomy places the organism in Eukaryota, Metazoa, Chordata, Mammalia, Primates, Lemuridae. The transcript has 2 exons.